Messenger RNA from Musa acuminata AAA Group (dessert banana), 3570 nucleotides. RefSeq lists its product as uncharacterized. Gene Ontology annotation, biological process: DNA integration. NCBI's taxonomy places the organism in Eukaryota, Viridiplantae, Streptophyta, Magnoliopsida, Zingiberales, Musaceae. Gene Ontology annotation, molecular function: RNA-DNA hybrid ribonuclease activity; nucleic acid binding. The record is from RefSeq and is a predicted model, not a curated record. The transcript has a single exon. Bases 1 to 3570 code for a protein of 1189 amino acids.
AUGAAGCCGGUAUGCUCGACACUCACGGGGUUCACCGGUGCCUCAAUCUCGUCACUAGGGGUUAUCACCCUGCCCCUGACUUUGGGAGUUUUCCCGAAGACAAAAACAGUGAUGACCUCCUUUCUGGUAGUCGACCUCCCCGCGGCAUACAACGCCAUCCUCGGACGACCAACCCUCAACAAGAUCCGAGCUGUCAUCUCAACUUACUACCAAACCAUCAAAUUCCCGACCCACGAUGGGGUCGGGGAAGUAGCGGGGAACUCCUGGGAGUCCAAGCGUUGCUACUUGACUGCCAUGUCGCUAAACAAGAGAGCGAGGGUCCAAUCCCCGCUGGAAGACCCCCGGGAGGGAAAAAAACUGACUCCCCGCCCCGAGCCGAAGGAAUCCACCAUCGACUUGCCGCUGAUCAAAGGCAGCCCCGACCAAACAGUCAAAAUCGGGUCAGGACUGCCCGAACAGGAGCAGCGGCAGCUCGUCGGCCUUCUGCAAGCCAACGCCGACAUCUUCGCUUGGACGCCAUCUGACCUAGUAGGAGUCCACCCGGAAGUCGCGCUGCACCACCUAAACAUUUCGUCCGACGCCCGUCCGGUGAAACAAAGGCCCAAGAGGCAGGCCCCAGAUCGGAAACUAGCCAUCCGAGAAGAGGUAAACCGACUUCUGGCGGCCGAUUUCAUAGAGGAGGCCAAGUACCCACAAUGGCUCUCCAAUGUAGUACUUGUCAAAAAGCCUAAUGGAAGCUGGCGGAUGUGCAUUGACUACACCAGUCUCAACAAUGCUUGCCCAAAAGAUUGCUACCCCCUACCGAAGAUCGACCAGCUAGUCGACGCCACGGUCGGCCACGCCCGUCUCUCGUUUAUGGAUGCCUUCUCCGGGUACAACCAAAUUAGGAUGGCACCCGAAGACCAGGAACACACAGCCUUCCUCACCGAACAAGGGGUAUAUUUUUACAAAGUCAUGCUGUUCGGGUUGAAAAAUGCUGGGGCCACCUACCAGAGGACGGUGAAUAGGAUGUUCGCCCGCCAGAUUGGACGAAACAUGGAGAUAUAUGUCGACGACAUGAUCGUGAAGAGCCGAACAACGGAAGCUCAUUCUUCCGACCUGGCUGAAACAUUCGACACCCUGCGAAGGUUCGGCCUGCGCCUCAACCCUGCCAAGUGCGCCUUUGGCGUUACCUCGGGGAAAUUCCUCGGAUUCAUCAUACACGAGAGAGGGAUUGAUGCCAACCCGGAAAAGGUCCAGGCUAUCAUUGACAUGCAGCCCCCUCGGACGAUCAGAGACCUGCAGCGCCUUAACGGGAGGCUAGUCUCCCUAUCACGUUUCCUUUCCCGAUCGGGAGAUCGUUGCCUCCCCUUCUUCAAGGCCCUGAAGGACCCGAAGAAUUUCCGAUGGACGACAGAAUGUGAGAGGGCCUUCGAGCAGAUGAAUCAACACCUGGCCAACCUCCCCCGACUCGCUUCAGUCUCCCCGGGGGAGAAAUUGAGUCUCUACCUCGCCGCCUCCCAGCAUGCGGUCAGUUCGGUUCUGGUCAAGGAAAACUUCGGCGACCAACUGCCGGUCUACUAUGUCAGCCACAUGCUGAGCGGGCCAGAGGGACGCUACCCGCCAAUCGAAAAGCUGGCGCUGGCGCUCGUCCUGUCAGCACGAAAGCUCCGCCCUUAUUUCCAGGCCCACCCGAUAGAGGUAAUAACUGACCGGCCGCUUCGGCUUGUUUUGUCUAAAUUCGACGUUGCAGGGCGUCUCCUCAAAUGGGCAGUGGAGCUCGGCGAGCAUGACAUACAGUACAUACCUCGGACCGCCAUUAAAGCCCAGUCCGUGGUAGACUUUAUCGCGGAGCUGACCCCGAGCACAGGCGAAGAACUCGAGCCACCGCGUGACACGUGGACUCUCCACGUGGAUGGUUCGGCCAACGCAAAGGGCGCCGGAGCAGGGCUGGUGCUGGUGACACCUGACGGCCGCUCGAUUGAGCGCUCUUUCCGCUUCGAGUUCAGGGCCACCAACAACGAAGCAGAAUACGAAGCUCUCCUAGCGGGGCUCCAAUUGGCACUGGAAAUGCGGGUGACCGACAUACACGUCAUCACCGACUCACAGCUGGUGGCUAGGCAGCUCGACGGCGGAUACGAAGCCCGGGACCCGACCAUGGCGAAAUAUCUGGCACGGGUAAAAGGCCUUGCCACCAAGUUCGCCCAUUUUGAGUUGUCGAAUGUUCCCAGGAGCGAGAACCAGCGAGCCGACGCUCUGGAAAAACUGGCGUCCGGCUCGGCCCCCUGCGCUCGACCCGAGACCAAAGAGCUCCCUCACCGAGCCAUAGAGGUCGUCGCCACAGUCACGGGUGGCGCGCCGACCACUUGGGUACAGGAGAUGCUACGCUUCAAGCGGGACGGAACCCUACCCGACAAUGAAACCACGGCUGUACAAGCGGGACGGAACUCUAAAGUAGGAGGAAGGCUGUACAAGCGAUCUUUCUCGCGCCCCUUGUUACGCUGCCUAGAGCCGAACGAAGCCCGGACAGUUCUGUCCGACAUGCAUGAAGGGGCCUGCGGGAAACACAUAGGCGAACGAACCCUGGCGCACAAGAUACUCCGACAGGGAUACUACUGGCCGACCAUGCGCCAGGACACGAAAGCUUUCGUUCGGCGAUGCAGCUCAUGCCAGGAACACGCCCGCACCGCCCGACGGCCGGCGGUCCUGUUCACCCCUGUCGAUUGCGCUUGGCCAUUCGCGCAGUGGGGACUGGACAUACUCGGACCUCUCCCACCCGCUUCCGGGCACCGAAAGUACAUCAUCGUAGGAGUGGACUACUUUACCAGGUGGGUCGAAGCCGAGCCCCUAGCAACCAUCACGGAGUCACAAGUGGAAAAGUUCGUGUGGAGAAACCUCGUAACUCGGUUUGGCCUGCCCCAGUCCAUCGUCACCGACAAUGGACCUCAGUUCGCCGGCAGGAGGUUCCAAGAGUUUUGUGCCAAGCACAAAAUUCAGCUGAGGUUCAGCUCGGUGGCUUACCCCCAAGCGAACGGACUAGCUAAAGUAACCAACCGGUCCAUCAUCAACGGUCUCAAGAGAAGAGUGUCCGCUGCCCGAUCGGCCUGGAUCGACGAGCUCCCGAGCGUCCUAUGGGCGCUGCGCACUACCCCUAAGACCCCAACGGGGGAGUCUCCCUACAGCCUCACGUUCGGGACCGAGGCCGUAUUGCCAUCCGAAGUAGCUGUUCUGACUCCGCGGAUAGCAGGCUACGGCGAAGAGGCCUCGGGUGAAGAGCUCCGAUCCAACCUGGAUUUGCUCGAAGAAAGACGGGCCGACGCGCACCGGAAAACCCUUUUUUACAAGAGAGCCGUAGCGAGGGUCUACAACUGGAGGGUACGACCCCGAUCGAUAAAGCUAGAGGACUUGGUCCUGCGCAAAAUCGAGGUCAGCCACCCGACCCGAGCAAGGGGGAAACUGGCCCCGAAGUGGGAAGGACCCUAUCGAGUCAUCGGAGUGUCCCGACCAGGGACGUUCCGACUCGCAACAAUGGAUGGCGACCCCGUACCCAGGACUUGGAACAUACAGAACCUUAGGAAAUACUUCAUCUGA